Syngnathoides biaculeatus (alligator pipefish) is the source of this 2735-nucleotide messenger RNA. It is a transcript of the gene poc1a, whose product is annotated as POC1 centriolar protein A. Gene Ontology annotation, biological process: cilium assembly. The record is from RefSeq and is a predicted model, not a curated record. The coding region runs from base 178 to 1494 and encodes 438 amino acids. The transcript is spliced from 11 exons. Gene Ontology annotation, molecular function: protein binding. Gene Ontology annotation, cellular component: centriole; ciliary basal body. Lineage: Eukaryota; Metazoa; Chordata; Actinopteri; Syngnathiformes; Syngnathidae.
UAGCGGGGUGCCCAAUCGCGGCGCGUAAACUGAAAGUGUUGUUGUUACCGGCUAGCAGCUAACGGCUAACAGCUAGCCUUUUUAAAAGAGUCCUCCAAAGCUUAGUCGAACUUCUCAGGGAGUACCACAUCGCUCUUGACGAACCGUUCGGAAGUUGCCGUUACGUACCGCGGAAAUAUGACCUCUGCACUGCCUGAGCCGACACUCGAGCGUAAUUUCAAGGGUCACAAGGAUGCUGUGACGAGUGUGGACUUCAGCAGCAACAUGAAACAGAUUGCCACAAGUUCCACUGACUGCAGCGUGAUGAUCUGGAACAUGAAACCUCAGAGGCGUGCAUAUCGUUUUGACGGGCAUGAAGACUCUGUGACUUCCAUCCAAUUUUCUCCUUCGGGACACCUGGUAGCCUCCUGCUCCAAAGACAAGACUGUACGCCUUUGGGUGCCCAACAUGAAGGCUCAGUCAACCGUGUUCAAGGCUCACACGGCUACUGUGCGUAGUGUGAACUUCUCUGGGGAUGGUCAGGCUCUGGUCACAGCAUCCGAUGACAAGACAGUCAAGGUCUGGGCUGUCCAUCGACAAAAGUUCCUGUUCUCCCUCAAUCAGCACAUCAACUGGGUCCGCUGUGCCAGGUUUUCUCCAGAUAGCCGCUUGAUCAUUUCAUCAAGCGAUGACAAAACCAUUAAGCUCUGGGACAAGAACAGCAGGGAAUGUAUUCAUUCUUUCUACGAACAUGCAGGUUAUGCAAACCAUGUGGAUUUCCACCCAAGUGGAGCAUGCAUCGCGGCAGCCAGUACUGACAAUUCAGUGAAGGUGUGGGACAUUCGAUCCCUUAAGAUGUUGCAACAUUACCAAGUCCACAGUGGGGUGGUGAACAGUUUGUCUUUCCAUCCAUCUGGUAAUUUCCUCCUCAGCGCAUCUACCGAUUCCACAACCAAGAUAUUGGACCUCGUGGAAGGAAAACUGUUGUUUACACUGCACGGGCACCAGGGUCCAGUAAAUUGUGUGGCUUUUUCAAGAACAGGAGAGUACUUUGCUUCUGGGGGUUCUGAUGAACAGGUGAUGGUGUGGAAGAGCAACUUCGAUGAGAGCACUGAGACAGCCAGGGUGCAGCGGUCCACCUCUCGGACCAAUCAGACCUUGGAACCAGCCCAAACAGCUGCCAAAAUAGGUCGCGGUCACAGUGGAGCCAAGCAUCCCAACACCCACAAGAGCUCGAGCACCAGUUCCACCUCCACCAACGUAAAAAUCAACGGACAAGGUCAACAGUCCCUUGAAGCGCCCCAGACCCUGGAGGGGAGUACGCCCUAUAGUCUAACCAACACACUUGAACACAUUAUGGGUCAACUGGAUAUUCUCACCCAGACGGUGUCUUACUUGGAACAGCGGCUGACGCUGACGGAAGACAAGCUGAAGGAGUGUUUACAGAACCAGGUGGCGUCUCACACGCAAACGGUUCCAGACGAGACGAGCUGGUCGCCGGUCGCCCCAAAGUGAGGCUCGUCGCUUGGUGAUCCAACUCGUCUACGCAGAGACAAAUGUUGCAGAGGUGGUUGCUUGCGAGCAUUACAGACAGAGCGUCUCUUUUCUGCUGAUUGUAAUUUUCAGUAGGCGACAUUUUCAUACUUGGAUAUGCGAAGCACGUCUGUUCUUUUUUUUUUUGUAAACUUUGACAACAAUGCAACCAUCAAAGUUGUUGCUUCAUUUUUUUUUUUUUUUGAGGUUGUCUCAUCUCAUUUUUUAGUCAUUUCUGUCUUAUUCCGCAUUGCUGACUGCAUUCAUAUUUUUUUUCUUUUCUAUUGUACAAAAGUCAUAUUUGCAUUUUUUGAGUCUAUAAAGAGUUCCCAGGUGUGUUAACAUGCCAGUGAAAUACUUUUGUCCCCCCCAAAAUAGAAUUAUAAAUUAUAAUUAUAAUAAUUAUGUAAUGGCAUGGUGAAUCAGCUGGUAAAGCGUUGGCCUCACAGUUCUGAGGUCCCGGGUUCAAUCUCGGACCCGCUUGUGUCGAGUUUGCAUGUUCUCUCCGCGCCUACGUGGGUUUCCUCCGGGCACUCUGAUUUCCUCCCGCAUCCCAAAAACAUGCGACAUUAAUUGGACACUCCAAAUUUCCCCUGGCUGUGAUUGUAAGUGGGGCUGUUUGUCUCAAUGUGCCCUGCGAUUGGCUGGCGACCAGUUCAGGUUGUAGCCCGCCUCCUGCCCAUUGACAGCUGGGAUAGGCUUCAGCACUCCCCGCCACCCUUGUGAGGAUAAGCGGCAAAGAAAAUUGGUGGAUGGAUAAUUAUAUUCUAUAUAAUUAUAAUAUCCAUCCAUCCAUCCAUUUUCUUCACUGCUUAUCCUCACGAGGGCCACGGGGAGUGCUAGAGCCCAGGUGUCAACAGGCAAUAAUUAUAAUACAGUAAUUAUAAUUCAUAUUAUAAUGAUAUCCCUUGAUAUCGCUGUUAAAACAGACAUCCCCUGCUCAUGCAAGUGAUCGACAAUAUACCUCGGCCCGUUUUGCUCGACGGUCAAUGGCGAGUCAGGCUUUUGUUCCAGUGUUGACUUGAACAGAGCGAGUGCCAAUAAAGGCCGUAAAAUUAUUUUUACUCAUGGAAGUAACCUUUCGUACAGUAUUUUUUUAUGAGGGAUAAAAAAAAAAACACCUAUUUUCCAUUUGCCCUAUUUAAAUCUCAAGGACCGGUUUGUAUAUUUCUGUUGGUUUUCUCCAAUUUGACAGCUAUUAAUUAUUGUGGCCAAACCAUCUG